Molecule: messenger RNA, 1467 nt
Organism: Brassica napus (rape)
Lineage: Eukaryota; Viridiplantae; Streptophyta; Magnoliopsida; Brassicales; Brassicaceae
Exons: 1
Coding region: 1-1467 (488 amino acids)
Source: RefSeq, a predicted model, not a curated record
AUGUCGUUAGCCAUGGACAGAGCCUUAAUGGCUUUGUCGUUAGAUGAAGAAGAUACCCCGUUUGAGAUGCCAGAUCUACCAGAUUUCACCUCUGCUGAAGAAAAUAAACUCAGCCUGAUGGGAAGGCUCUUAAACCCAGAGCGACAAAGGAUGUCUAAUCUCAUUAUCCAAAUGCCCAGAAAAUGGCAAAAAGAAGGUAAAGUCAGAGGUAUAGCCCUGUCUCAAGAGAAGUUCCAGUUCAUCUUCAACUCCGAACACGACCUUCAAGAUGUUCUGGACAAGGGAGUUCAGACACAUUACGAGUGGGUCAUAGUCUUAGAGCGAUGGAUGGAAAACCCACCGGAAGAUUAUCUGCAGUACAUCCCGCUCUGGGUCAGAAUAAGUAACAUUCCGGAGACUUUUUACACGGUGGAGGCGAUAGGAAAGCUAGGUGACUUUGUGGGAAAGGUUGAACUAGUAGCUUUCGACCCCUCCAAGCCGGUCACGCAGAACUACAUCAGGGUGCUGGUGAAAUUCAACGUGGCUAACCCUCUAAGGAUGUCUAAAGCUCUCACUUACAAAGGCAAAUCUUUUGUUAUCCACUACAACUAUGAGAAUGUGCAGAAAAGAUGCUUUGAAUGCUUCAGACUGAAUCAUGAGAAGGACUACUGUCCCUUAGUAGUCAGGAAAAGACAAGAAGAAGCGGCCGAAAGGAGAAGUAAAGUCUCCCCCCAGUCUACCCCGCUGCAACCCUUUUUCAAAGAAGGUGAUCCACUCAAAGGUGUGCUUGCUGAUUACCAAGUCGGUAUCAACCCAAUGAAUGGCAGACCUAAAAUUUCAAAAGAGGUUCUUGAAGAGUUGCGAAGAUAUCUGCUUGCUGACACUGGGGAAAACAGAGAGAUAAAGGAGUAUAAAAUCAAACAAUCUGUCAGUCUUGCUGAAAAAGAUCCAGUGGCUCAAAAGCUGUGUCUACAGCUGGAGGCUCCACCUCAAGUGACCAAAGAACUCAACAAAGGAAAAGGGCUAGUCUUCGACUACUCCAAGAAAUCAGAAACAGAGCAGUCCGGUGCAAGGAGAGAACCAGCUGAGAAACUGAUGGCAGCCUCGAUCAAAGCCCACUCUUCUCUGAUCCUCAAAAGAGACAAUGAAGUCUUGCUGUUGCGUGACAAAGAAGAGAGUGAUGGUGGGUAUUUCUCUUCGCGUUCUGAUGAACCUACGGGCUUCAGUGCUGGAUUCUAUGACUCUGGUUCUGCCGGGUUUGUCAAAAAGCGCUCUUACCAGAGGAAAAGACCCCCCAAAGCUAGAAGAAUGCAAAGGAAGUUCACAGAGAAAGAAAGGGGAGAGAUACUGGAAGGUCACAGGAGAGAAGGAAAACAAGAGGUGGGAUGCAAGAAAAAGAAGUGGGAAGGUGAAGGGGAGAGGAGUAGGUCAAUCAGCAAGGCACCUUGCAUUAAGGUGAUCCCAAAUGAGGGAUCGCCCAAGCUUUAA